Suillus fuscotomentosus is the source of this 843-nucleotide messenger RNA. RefSeq lists its product as uncharacterized. The transcript has 7 exons. The record is from RefSeq and is a predicted model, not a curated record. Lineage: Eukaryota; Fungi; Basidiomycota; Agaricomycetes; Boletales; Suillaceae. Bases 1 to 843 code for a protein of 280 amino acids.
AUGUCUCUGCGAAGGGCACACUCUGAAUCUAUAGUGGAGGAACAACGCAAAAAAUGUCUUAAGCACCAUGCUGUCACUGUCUGCAAGAGUUUGAACUUACUGGAUGACGCUUUAGAAGCCUUUGCAUCACUCAAUGCCGAAGAGAAGUUGAAUGAAAUCAGGGGCAUGCUCAUGUCCUUGUGUCGUACAACCAAGUGUAAUGCAGCACAGGAGUUUAUUGAUUCCAAGGACUUUGAGGUUACGUGUUUGUUUGUUGUCGCCCAACUUGCCAUCACUAGGGAAAUUCUGACUUCGCAACGAGGACUCAUCAAAGUAAAGCUCAUGACAAGCAUCACAAAUAAAACGAACAUUUCUGUUCUUGCAAAGUCGUUAUCGUCGAGUGGUCAUGAAAUAACUGUAGCACACUGGGCUCGGUUUUCUUUUUUGCGCUCGUUGUUGGUCAACUUCAUACAGAUUGUUGAUGAAUCUGCAAGGAUCUCUGUGGCACAAAAGAGCAGAGAGGCAUCUACAGCUGUCGUGGACCCAGCACUGUUGAACAUAGAUGACGAAGAAUGUGAGGGGUUUGGAGCUGCAGAUAACACCCCUCGUAUCUGGGUGAUUUCUGAAUAUUGGGAAUACAUUGACUUACUCUUAACUGAUCUCCGAACGGAGUCUCGGAAAGCUGCCAAGGCAAGCCCUGUGACAUCGCCAGUCACAAGCAAGGGCUACUUGAAAGAUUUUUUCAAGAACUGUCUUGAGGCAGACCUCAAACAAUACUCAGCUGGCUGCGAGGGACUCAAACCAGCAUUCGAGAAAGUAACAGUUAACUGGCAGCGAGCCAUUCACAACGAACUGGUUUGGUGA